CCGCCAAGGGCGGUGUAAAAAGAAAAAACUGAGAGAAGUAUUUUGUGGCGAAAUAAAAACUUAUGAACGGGUCUAUUGAAAUGGUUGUGGAUUCUCGUGCAGUUGAUUACACUAAUUAUUACGGUUCAUUCCACUUUGUCGCAAAAUAAAAUCACUUAGAGUUUGAAAUUGUUGUUUAAGUAAUAAGAAACAUUUUUUUUUCGUUAUUGACAUUUGUUUUGCAUUUAUUUGUCUGUUUGUUCGAACUCAAUCGUUUGUUUGGUUUUUAUGAACAUCGACACUUACAAAAUACUUACAAAAUGAACAAUCAAAUACGAUGACAUAAAACGAGUGAAAAUUGGAAAAAUGUCCGGACUAUCAGAUCCGUAUGAUUCGCUAAAAAAUUUCAUUGCUGGUGGUGUUUCGGCAGCUGUGUCAAAAACAGUCGUUGCCCCAAUCGAACGGGUUAAAUUUCUGUUACAAGUACAACACAUUUCCAAACAAAUACCCGAAGAUAAACGGUACAAAGGUCUCAUCGACUGUCUGGUUCGCAUUCCGAAAGAGCAAGGCUUCAUUGCGUACUGGCGAGGCAAUUUAGCCAAUGUCAUUCGCUAUUUUCCCACUCAAGCUCUGAAUUUUGUCUGCAAAGACAAGUACCAGCACAUUUUCCUACAAGGCGUUGACAAACAUACCCAAUUCGGACGAUAUUUCCUUGGUAACUUGGCUGCUGGUAGUGCGGCCGGUGCUACAUCGUUGUGCUUAGUCUAUCCGCUCGAUUUUGCUCGUACACGUCUGGCUACUGAUGUCGGUAAAAACGGGUCUCGAGAAUUCCUAGGCCUUGGUGACUUUCUGCGCAAAACAUUCAAAACCGAUGGAUUCUUUGGCCUAUAUCGUGGCUUUACCACAUCUAUACAAGGUAUCGUAAUCUAUCGGGCAGUGUACUUUGGCUUCUAUGACACUAUCCGUGGCAUGAUGGCAGAUCCGAAGAAUACGCCAAUUUACAUUUCAUGGGCUAUAGCCCAAGGUGUAACCACUGUUGCCGGUAUUGUCGCGUAUCCAUUCGAUACGGUUCGACGACGUAUGAUGAUGCAAUCGGGAUUGAAAGCAACGGAAGUGAUUUACAACAGCAGUGCCCAGUGUUGGAUAACAAUUGCUAAACAGGAAGGCAUUCGUGGUUUUUACAGAGGAGCCUUGACAAACGUUUUUCGUGGUACCGGCGAUGCAUUCGUACUAGUGUUGUAUGAUGUUGUCAAGAAAAUGUUGUGAUCGGGAUCAGAGUCCUGUGUGUACAUUAAAUAAACAGGCAAACUACAUAACAG
Molecule: messenger RNA, 1298 nt
Organism: Bradysia coprophila
Lineage: Eukaryota; Metazoa; Arthropoda; Insecta; Diptera; Sciaridae
Product: ADP/ATP translocase-like
Biological process (GO): mitochondrial ADP transmembrane transport; negative regulation of mitochondrial outer membrane permeabilization involved in apoptotic signaling pathway; mitochondrial ATP transmembrane transport
Cellular component (GO): mitochondrial inner membrane
Molecular function (GO): ATP:ADP antiporter activity
Source: RefSeq, a predicted model, not a curated record